AAAAGCAUGAUCAAGAUAUUUCAAAUUCUUUACAUUUAUUUUCAACUUGGAUAACGAAAAUUGCAAAUUCAGAUAAUAUAAGUUUGAAAAGUAAAGCAUUAUCUUUAAUUGUUCCAACAUUACAAAUUUUAGAAGAAAAACAUGAAAUAACAAAUACUAUUAUAACUCCAA
Funneliformis caledonium is the source of this 171-nucleotide messenger RNA. The record is from the annotation of a GenBank genome assembly. Lineage: Eukaryota; Fungi; Glomeromycota; Glomeromycetes; Glomerales; Glomeraceae.